Populus nigra (black poplar) is the source of this 1435-nucleotide messenger RNA. RefSeq names its product putative serine/threonine-protein kinase. Bases 149 to 1249 code for a protein of 366 amino acids. Gene Ontology annotation, molecular function: protein kinase activity; ATP binding. The record is from RefSeq and is a predicted model, not a curated record. Gene Ontology annotation, biological process: protein phosphorylation. The transcript has 6 exons. Lineage: Eukaryota; Viridiplantae; Streptophyta; Magnoliopsida; Malpighiales; Salicaceae.
UCCCCAGCUAACAAGUAUCUUUGUAUUGGCAUAUGAACCUUCCUCCGUCACCUCCUCCUCCUCCUUUGUGCUUUCCUCCGGUACUCUUGUAUGUCAAGUUUGUACUAGCUAGCUUGACGCAGCUUGACGCAGCAGCACGUUUAACAGCAUGAGGUUCUCCUUUUCUUGCUCAAAAUGCUUCUCUUCUUCAUCUGAUAUGUCCACAGACAGUCCAUCAAUGCAAGGUUUACAAAUUCUUCAAAAUGUUCAUGCUUUCUCAUUUGAUGAAUUGAAAGUCGCCACCAAUGGAUUCCGCUCAUCAAAUAAAAUCGGGGAAGGUGGAUUCGGCUCUGUUUACAAGGGAGUACUGCAAGACGGGAGAAUCGUUGCCAUCAAAAUGCUUUCAGCAGAAUCAAUGCAAGGACACAGGGAGUUCAUGUCUGAAAUAGCUUCGGUGUCCAAUAUUAACCAUGAAAAUCUUGUCAACUUGCAUGGUGGAUGCAUUGAUGGCCCUUGUAAAAUUCUUGUUUAUGACUACAUGGAAAAUGGCAGCCUUGCUCAAACUUUGCUUGGUGGUGAGGAAAAUAGAGCUAGAUUCGGGUGGGAAACAAGGAGAGAAAUUUCGUUAGGUAUUGCUCAAGGUCUGGCAUAUAUUCAUGAAGAGAUCAAGCCUCAUAUUGUGCAUCGAGAUAUUAAAGCAAGCAACAUACUUUUGGACAAGAAUCUGUGUCCAAAAGUUUCAGAUUUCGGCCUCUCUAAACUAUUUCCUGAGAAUUUCACCCAUGUGAGCACACGAGUUGCAGGCACAUUGGGUUAUCUAGCUCCGGAGUAUGCCAUUAGUGGCCGCUUGACUCGGAAAACGGACGUGUACAGUUUUGGAGUGCUACUUCUUGAAAUAGUCAGUGGACGGAAAGCUACUGAUUUCGAUCCAGAACUUGGAGAGCACUACCUCGUGGAGAAGGCAUGGGAAAUGUACAAGGCUGACAACCUUCCAAAACUAGUGGAUCCGAUGCUAGAUGGCAACUUCUUAGGAGCAGAAGCUGUUGGAUUUGUAAAGGUUGCCUUACUUUGCGUACAGGAGAAAUGUGGGCUUCGACCGAGCAUGUCGAAGGCAAUUAAGAUGAUGAGAGGGGAAAUCGACAUCCACAACACGCAAAUAACACAGCCAGGAUUCAUCAUCGAUAUCAUGGAUGUGAAAAUAGGACGAAAACCACAAAGCUCAGUGCGAAGCAUCACAGGCAGGCGCAGCCCAAGGCUGUACCCUCUGUGAGCUGUGAGAAGACGUUCUUUGUUUUGUGUCGGGGAGAAAUCGUUCGAUAGCUUUUUAUUUUUUAAGAUGGUUAUACGAAUAGAAAAUGUUUUGGAUGUAGAACCCACCUUAAUUAGAUCUUGAAAACAUAGCUUGUAAAUUGAACUCAAACAAUGAAUGACAGAGGGUGGAAUAUUAUUCUUGCAA